UACUAAUAAUGACGAAUUAUUAAUUAAUCAUUGCUUUUGGUCUUCUCCUAGAGAACGUGCACAUUUAUGCCUUUCCAUAUCUAUGCCUUUUACAGACGUUCUCUGAAUUGAAGACCACACUCUAGUUACCAUGAUGGAUUCAAUCCUGGAUCGUGUAGCUAAAGACUGUGGUAGACGGAAUAGCUCGAGUCCAUCCACUAGUGGGGACAUCUUUGAGCCUUCGUCAAGUAGUAAUGCUAAGCUACGGGCAACUUUGGUAGUGUGGAUAAACGGCCUUCUUCCUUCCUUAUGUUUGCCAGUAAAUGCUUCUGACGAGGAGUUACAAUCAUACUUGGUUGAUGGUACUAUCUUGUGUCAAUUGUUGAACAAGUUGAAACCAGGUUUUAUACCAGAGGUAUUUGGUGGUUCAGGCCUUUCUUCAUCGUUAGGCUCAGAAAAUGUAAAACGGUUUCUGUCAGCUAUGGAUAAAAUGGGCUUGCCAAGGUUUCAAGCAUCAGAUUUAGAAAAGGGGUUCAUGAAAAUUGUUCUGGAGUGCCUUUUGACACUUCGAGGAGAAUUUAUGCCGGAUGUUGGAGGAUAUGGUUCGACCACACCAUUAUCUCGCAAAUCUGGUUCUGAUGUAGCUCACAGACAAGAACUGUCGAGUACUCAUUCUUCCCCAUCCUCAGCAGAAGGGAGACGAAAGAUAGGAUCAGAUUCAAAGUUCCAGCGUGCUUUGAGAAGGCCCGUGAUGGCAGAGCCAUCAGCUGCAUUACUACAUCACGUUGGACACAAGUUCCAUGAAGUAUUUCAGCUUAAACAAGGGGGCUAUGCUGAUCUUCCCCCCUCAAAGAUUUCCGAAAUGAUGAAAUCUAACAGCUUGGAUAUUGCCCCAACACAGUCACUUCUAAGUGUUGUGAAUGAGAUUCUUGAUGAAAGCAUUGAGCGGAAGAAUGGAGAGAUACCUCAUCGUGUAGCAUGCUUGUUGAGAAAAGUAGUGCAAGAAAUUGAGCGGCGAAUCUCUACUCAAGCUGAACAUCUUAGAACGCAAAACAAUCUAUUCAAGACUCGUGAGGAGAAAUACCAGUCACGGAUCCGAGUCCUGGAAGCCCUUGCAACUGGGACUAGUGAAGAGACGCAGAUUGUCAUGAACCAACUUCAGCAGAUUAAGAGUGUAAAAAUCAAAAUGGAUGCGGAAAAGAGAAAUGAGGAUCAGGAUGUGGUUAGAUUGAUGAAGGAGAAGGAUGAUCAUAGUCAAGAGAUCGCAGCUUUGAAGCAAGAACUAGAAAUAGCUAAGAAAGCACAUGAAGAACGCUGCCUUGAAAUGGAAAAAGAGGCCAGAAAUACUCAACAAAAGCUUGAGGAGAGGUUGAAAGACGUUGAGAUCCUUUUAAAAGAAUCACAACACAGAGCAAAAGAACUCGAGACAUUUUCUGAAUCAAAAUCACUGAAGUGGAGCAAGAAGGAGAAUGUGUACCAAAUAUUUACAGAAUUCCAGCUUGGUGCAUUACGUGAACUGAAGUUUGCUUCUCAGUCAAUAAAGCAAGAAGUAGUGAAAACACAACGGAGCUAUGCAGAGGAAUUCAAUCAAUUAGGUGUAAAAUUUAGAGCACUAGACCAUGCAGCUGCAAACUACUCUGUCGUCCUUGCUGAGAAUCGCAAACUACACAAUGAGCUGCAGGAGUUAAAAGGAAAUAUUAGAGUGUAUUGUCGGAUAAGGCCAUUCCUUCGUGGACAAAAGGAGAAACAGACAGUGAUAGAAUAUAUCGGAGAAAAUGGGGAGCUAGUUGUUGUAAAUCCUUCCAAACAAGGGAAAGAAGGCCGUAGGUCUUUCAAGUUCAAUACAGUCUACAGUCCAGCUUCAGCACAAGCUCAAGUGUAUUCAGAUAUUCAGCCCUUGGUACAGUCUGUGCUGGAUGGUUAUAAUGUAUGUAUAUUUGCCUAUGGACAAACUGGCUCGGGAAAAACGUACACCAUGACUGGUCCCGAUGGAGCAAGUGAGGAGGAUUGGGGAGUCAAUUAUCGAGCUUUGAAUGAUCUUUUCAGAAUUUCCCAAAUGAGAGAGAGCACUUUCAAGUAUGAAAUCAAAGUUCAAAUGAUGGAAAUAUAUAAUGAACAAGUUCGUGACUUACUGUCAAGUGAUGGUUCUCAAAAAAGACUUGGGAUUCUAUCUACCUCUCAAGCCAAUGGGUUAGCUGUCCCAGAAGCAAGCAUGUUCCCUGUCAAUGGAACCGCUGAUGUCUUAGAUUUAAUGGAUACGGGAUUGAGAAAUCGAGCAAAAGGUUCCACUGCCAUGAAUGAAAGAAGUAGUCGAUCACACAGUAUUGUAACUAUCCAUGUCCAAGGGAAGGAUAUAAAGAGUGGCUCAUCAAUGCAUAGUAGUCUUCAUUUGGUGGAUCUUGCUGGAAGUGAAAGGGUAGAUCGCUCCGAGGUGACAGGAGAUAGAUUAAAAGAGGCACAACAUAUAAAUAAGUCAUUAUCUGCUUUAGGAGAUGUCAUAUCUGCUUUGGCACAAAAGAAUGCUCACAUUCCAUACAGAAACAGCAAGCUCACUCAAGUCCUUCAGGCUUCAUUAGGUGGUCAGGCAAAGACACUUAUGUUUGUGCAGCUUAACCCUGAAAUUGGUUCAUAUUCAGAAACCAUGAGCACAUUAAAGUUUGCUGAAAGAGCAUCUGGAGUAGAGCUAGGUGCUGCUCGAAGUAGCAAGGAUGGCAGAGAUAUCAGAGAAUUGAUGGAGCAGGUCGCGUCUCUCAAGGAUACAAUAGCUAAGAAAGAUGAGGAGAUUGAGCAACUACAGCUGCUCAAAGUUCAAAAGAAUGUUUCUCCAGAAGCCAAUGGUGAGAAACGCAGUCCAAGCUCAUUCAGCGACGCAGAUAAUGAGGAAAGACUAAGUGAUAUGCUAUCUGAUAGUGGUCUUUCUGUGGGCACAGAAACUGAUGAAUGUGCUGAAAGUGCCAAUCCUUUCCCUGAAGGAUACAAACGACCAGAGAACACAAAUAAACACAAAACUGCACAUAAGAUUCCUAGACCUCCACAAAAAUCAGAGAGGGAUUCUCCAAAAGCCUCAAACGGUCUGCGGAAGUCGACCAGUGCAGCCAAUAUGUUGGCUAAAUCUACCAAAGGUGGCAGUAGGUGGCAGUAAUAUGAUGUAGCAGUUGUGCUUAUCAAAUUCCCUUCUUUCUUGUGCAGCCCCUUAAUCGGCAUUUGCACUUUCAUGAAGUUUUCCCUACACUUCUCAACUGUACAGAUUCUUUUCAUUAACCAGGGAGUCCCUCUUAGAGUCUAGGACUAUACAUGACCUUUUGCUAUUUUUCUUCUCUUUUAUAUGGAAAUGCAGGGGGGA
Messenger RNA from Solanum verrucosum, 3322 nucleotides. RefSeq names its product kinesin-like protein KIN-14C. Lineage: Eukaryota; Viridiplantae; Streptophyta; Magnoliopsida; Solanales; Solanaceae. The coding region runs from base 131 to 3121 and encodes 996 amino acids. Gene Ontology annotation, molecular function: ATP binding; microtubule motor activity; microtubule binding. Gene Ontology annotation, biological process: microtubule-based movement. The record is from RefSeq and is a predicted model, not a curated record. The transcript is spliced from 23 exons.